AUGAAAAUAUAUGAUUUAUGUCUCAAGUUAAAUCGUGAAAAAAUGACUCAUCAGCAACAGCAGAACUACAAUAAAAAAGACAUUGCAUUGAAUAUGAACUCUUUAAAAUUAAAAUAUUGCAUCAACAGUUUUCUUGAACACAAUUAUUCUAUCGCCACAUUUAGGACACGACGUUAUGCCUCUCGAGCACGACGUUUCUUACACAGUCACGUUUGGGACAUGACGUUUUGCCUCUCGAACACGACGUUUCUUACACAGUCACGUUUGGGACAUGACGUUUUGCCUCUCGAACACGACGUUUCUUACACAGUCACGUUUGGGACACGACGUUUUGCCUCUCGGGCACGACGUUUACAAAUUAUUGAUUUUACUCAUAUAAACUACUUUGGGUGGUUAGGGACCAGAUAA
Molecule: messenger RNA, 408 nt
Organism: Phycomyces blakesleeanus NRRL 1555(-)
Lineage: Eukaryota; Fungi; Mucoromycota; Mucoromycetes; Mucorales; Phycomycetaceae
Exons: 4
Coding region: 1-408 (135 amino acids)
Source: RefSeq, a predicted model, not a curated record